This is a messenger RNA of Megachile rotundata (alfalfa leafcutting bee), 4044 nucleotides long. It is a transcript of the gene SPoCk, whose product is annotated as secretory pathway calcium atpase. Gene Ontology annotation, cellular component: membrane. Gene Ontology annotation, biological process: calcium ion transport. NCBI's taxonomy places the organism in Eukaryota, Metazoa, Arthropoda, Insecta, Hymenoptera, Megachilidae. The record is from RefSeq and is a predicted model, not a curated record. Gene Ontology annotation, molecular function: ATP binding; ATP hydrolysis activity; P-type calcium transporter activity.
UCCCAGAUCAGUACACCAGUACAGUUCAAGUAGCGCUGUUCGUUACAUCGCUCUACUUGUCAUUAAGUGAUUAUACAUGAAUCAUACAUUGUGUUUUUAACGUUUUUGUACAACAAUUACAUAUCUUUUGUAUAAAAUAAAGUUAUUCAACUGCUUCGAAACGCAGUUUCAAGUCCAGUAUAAUUAUAUGAAAUUUGCGCUUUGUGAAUAAUUUAUCGUGUGUAUUUUACUUCGUAGUACAUCACAGUUCAAUCCUUCAACCCGCCUCGGAUAUUAGCAAGUUUACCCGAUCUUUAAGGUUGCCGGUAACAGGAAGGUGAUAAAGAGGAAAGAACGUCAUUUCGGAGAAAUGAAAGACACAUCGAAUAAAAAAUAUGAACAAUUUUUCGACGAAAAUGAACUGGACGCCUCCAGCGACAAGGAGCGAAGUGAAAAUGCAGCAGUAAAGGAGGAUACCGAAUCAAAACCAGAGAUGUGGUUAACAACAGCAGAAGCAGCCAGCCUUGGCGCAGAAGAAGUUGCAGCAAGGCUUCACGUUGAUGUCAGAACAGGACUCUGGUGGCAGGAGGCUGAUCAUCGAAGACAAUUAGUAGGAUUCAAUGAAUUUAGUGUUAAAGAAGAAGAACCAACAUGGAAGAAAUACCUUGAACAGUUUAAAAAUCCUUUAAUUCUACUAUUACUUGGUUCUGCUUUUGUUAGUGUUUGUAUGAAGCAAUUUGAUGAUGCUGUCAGUAUUACAGUGGCUAUCAUAAUAGUGGUAACAGUUGCAUUUGUACAAGAAUACCGCUCUGAAAAAUCUUUAGAAGAAUUAAAUAAAUUGGUGCCACCAGCUUGUCACUGCUUACGAGAGGGUCGUUUAGAAACAUUUCUCGCUCGCAAUUUAGUUCCUGGUGACGUAGUUUAUUUAAAUAUUGGGGAUAGAGUUCCUGCAGAUAUCAGGAUAUUUGAAGCAAUAGAUUUAGCAAUUGAUGAGAGUAGUUUUACUGGAGAAACAGAACCAGCGCAAAAAUCAACAGCCCCAUUGCUUAAAACUAAUGGAAUGACAACAAAAAGGAAUAUUGCAUUUAUGGGUACAUUAGUGCGUUGUGGAAAUGGAAAAGGUAUAGUAGUGAACACCGGAGAAAAGAGUGAAUUUGGUGAGGUGUUUUCUAUGAUGCAAGCGGAAGAAGCUCCAAAGACACCGCUCCAAAGAAGUAUGGAUAUCUUAGGCACUCAGUUAUCCUUGUAUUCAUUUUGUAUCAUUGGUAUUAUUAUGCUUCUUGGCUGGAUCCAAGGCAAAGCAAUACUUGAGAUGUUUACGAUCAGCGUAAGUUUAGCGGUAGCAGCUAUACCAGAAGGUUUGCCGAUCGUGGUAACCGUAACGUUAGCAUUGGGUGUUAUGAGAAUGGCGAAAAGGAAAGUUAUUGUAAAGAAAUUACCAACAGUUGAAACACUUGGUUGCGUGAAUGUGAUAUGUUCUGAUAAAACUGGUACUAUCACGAAGAACGAGAUGACUGCAACCAUUCUGGUAACAUCUGAUGAAUACAUAGCUGAUAUUACUGGUGCUGGUUAUAAUGAUAAAGGUGAAGUACGGAUCCGAAAAUGCGAUAAUUUUGACCUUGCGCGUACAGCUAUCAGCAAUAUGCUGGAAGUAGCGUGUGUCUGCAAUAACGCUAUCAUACAAAACGAUACUUUGCUUGGUCAACCAACGGAAGGCGCAUUGUUGGCAUUGACAAUGAAAUAUGGAAUGUAUGGAGUUGCUGAUAAAUAUCUACGAUUACAAGAAUAUCCAUUUUCAUCCGAGCAAAAGAUGAUGGCUGUGAAAUGCGCACCGAAAUAUGGAGAGAAUAGGCAAGAAGUAUAUUUUAUAAAAGGUGCUGUGGAAAAGAUUUUACCUUUAUGUACCAAGUAUUAUGUUAAUGGUCAAGUAUGUCCUCUGAGCGAAAAGAAAGACGAAGAAUUUUUAACGCAAGCCUAUGACAUUGGACAACAAGGAUUAAGGGUAAUUGGAUUAGCACGUGGAACAUCAUUACAAGAUUUAGCAUACGUUGGUCUCGUGGGUAUAUGCGAUCCUCCACGACCGCAUGUUCGUGAAUCGAUAACAACUUUGAUAAACAGCGGUGUUAAAGUCAAAAUGGUUACUGGCGAUGCAAAAGAAACUGCAUCAGCGAUAGCAAGUAUGAUUGGGCUAGAUGUACUUCAUUCACGAGUAAUUUCCGGAGACGAGAUUGACUUAAUGUCUGAGCACCAAUUAGAGCAAUGUAUUAAUAAUGUCAGUGUAUUUUAUCGAGUCACACCUAAACAUAAAUUAUGUAUCGUAAAAGCACUGCAAAGAGAAGGAAACAUAGUAGGCAUGACUGGUGAUGGUGUGAAUGAUGGAGUCGCUUUAAAAAAAGCAGACAUUGGUAUAGCUAUGGGUAAAAACGGUACCGACGUUUGUAAAGAAGCUGCGGACAUGAUUUUAGUGGAUGAUGACUUUGGGGCUAUUAUUGCCGCAAUCGAAGAAGGAAAAGGAAUUUUUCAUAAUAUUCGAAAUUUUGUAAGAUUUCAAUUAAGUACCAGCAUAGCUGCCCUUUCUCUAAUCGCUCUCGCUACUUUGAUGGGCAUACCAAAUCCUUUAAAUGCAAUGCAAAUCCUUUGGAUUAAUAUCAUUAUGGAUGGUCCACCUGCUCAAAGUCUUGGUGUUGAACCAGUUGAUAAAGACGUGUUGAAACAAAAACCACGUAACACAAAAGAACCAAUGAUCACACGACAUCUAAUUGUUAACGUGUUGUUGUCAGCCAUUAUUAUCAUCCUUGGUACUUUAUGGGUUUAUAAUAGGGAGAUGACGACCGAUGGGAGUACUGCAAGGGAUACAACCAUGACAUUUACAUGUUUCGUUUUCUUUGAUAUGUUUAAUGCUCUGAGUUGUAGAUCACAGACGAAGUCAAUAUUCACUAUUGGUUUGUGGAGCAAUAAAAUGUUCCUGGUAGCCGUAACGUUAUCAGUAAUAGGACAAAUGUUGGUAAUUUACUUUCCACCGUUACAACGAGUUUUUCAAACUGAAGCACUUUCGGCAAAGGAUAUCUUGUUCCUCGUCGCACUCACGUCAAGCGUUUUCGUAAUUAGCGAGAUAAAGAAGUUUAUAGAGAGGCAACUUUACAGGCGACGUGCAGGUACACAAUAUUACAAUAAAUCUGAAAUGGAUUUUGUAUGACAGUUGCAGUCUGCCGAAGAUAAGGCGGACAAGGAUCAUUUGGAAUAAAAUACCCAACACAUCGUACUGGUAGUAGUCAUUCGUUCGUUUAUCAACAUUAUCUCGCUAUACACAUGACUAUGCUUGCACAUUUGUAAACUUGUAUGUGCACUUGUCACAAAACGAACAUGCUUCGCGUUCUCCACGCGUUUAAUUAAGAUUUACAAAUGACUGCGUUUUUAAACAUUUACAAAUUUUCGGACUCUCUGAGGUUACGAUAGGUGGAUUUUUAGGAUUAGAAUUAGCCGUUUCUCGACUUCACGGUGAACUAUCGAUAUUGAACACAUUUUGAGACUCUAAGCACAUUCCACACAUUUUUCGUAGAGAACGGAAGAAUUUUAAUGAUAGUACUCGCAAUCGUAUUCAUUGGGAUAGUAUACGCGAAAUGUCGGAUUUCGAAAAUAGAAAGCUAGGCACGUUUUGAUGACAUAAAACUAUUGGAAGCUUCAAAACUUCAAAGUGUAUUACAUAAGUACUGUUUUAUGGUACUUUUAUGUCAUCAUAUUGCAUUAUACUUAAUAUUUUGAUAUCCAGCAUUUCACGUAAAACAACCUAAUAGUAAUCUUCGCAUCAACCAUGAUAUUGUUCUGUCUAAUACGUCUUUUCUAAUCUUUUACUAAAUCAAUUUGUCGUUCGAAACAUGUCUCUUACUGAUUUUUACUAUUGUCUGUAUCCGUUUGGGUCGCGUAAUUAUAGAACGUAUUAACAAUUAAUAAAACAUAAUCCGUGACGAAGAAACAUAUGUUUACGACGUAAUUAAGUACACGAAUCGAUUGCAUUUAAAACAUACCAGUAAUUAUAAUUGGAAAAAUAAACGAUCUUGUAAUGUU